This is a messenger RNA of Cimex lectularius (bed bug), 896 nucleotides long. RefSeq lists its product as uncharacterized. The record is from RefSeq and is a predicted model, not a curated record. NCBI's taxonomy places the organism in Eukaryota, Metazoa, Arthropoda, Insecta, Hemiptera, Cimicidae. The transcript has 7 exons. The coding region runs from base 245 to 832 and encodes 195 amino acids.
GUGGUUCUUUGCUUUGACACCAUUUUUUCUCUCUAAUAUACACAUCUCUGUGGUUUUCAGCUGCCUAUUCCUGCCUAUCUGAUUGCAGCACUGUUUUAUAUAAAAUUUUGAAAAUAAUAAAUUUGGCAACUUUCUGUUUAGUUGAAGGAUUGUGCUUUAAAUGUUACUGUUUUUGUCUAUGUAGAAUCCGAAUCAGAUGUCAUAAGUAUUGUAUCUCGAAAAAAAAUUUAAUAAAAAGACUUUGAUGAUCACUGCGAUGUUGCAUAUCCCACUCACUGAUAAUUUUUUGAUCGAGCGAAAAUAUAUACCGCUCCAGUAUGUACUCACGUACAGUUAUUUAGGGCCCAAUCUAAUUGCCAAUAUAGUCGUUCUGAUCGCCGUUGGGACGAAAAAUACAAAUCACCUUAAAUGGGGCUUAAACGUUGCGUUCGUCUGUUUUUUCUAUUGGUUAUUCCUUUCAACCAUAAGUUAUAUAUCGGUUCAUGACUUAUUCAGGUUUGUCUGUUUUGAAAAUCACUGCCCUGAGAUCCAUUGGAUGUUUAAUACAAAAUGGAGAGAUUACGGAAUCAAAUGCCCCUAUCACAUGACUUACCCCAACGGGACUGGGGACCUUGAUAAUAAAGAUGGCCUCGUUCUACGAAUAUCUUACGGCAGUCCAAAAGGAAGCCAGAACGAUUUAAAAGCUUACUACACUGGCUGCGAAAGCUACACAUCCGGGCCGAUGGCGAUCUCGACCGUGUUGGGGCUAGUUUGGCUUCUGUUCGCCAUCCAUUCGUUCAAAACGAUAAGAAAGCUUCAUGUAAUUUUAUCUCAAGAGGAACAGUCGAAAUGAGUACAAAUAAAUUCAAGAAAGAUGGGAUCCUUGAAAUAAAACAAACCACUCAACGAUUUAAUAA